AGGCUGCGGUCCUGCCCGCGUUCCGGCCUGGUCGUUUGGAAACGGGAGCCCCGCAGUGCGCGCGCAGCCCGCCUGGUCUUCCCACGGCCCGGCGGAGAAGGCCGGAGGCAGGCGCGGCUCCGGCAGCGAGGCGAGCGGCCUACUAAGGGUCCGAGGCGAGCGCGGCGCGGGCUGUGGCUGCGGCGGCCGCGCUCAAGGCCUCGGCGCCGGCGGUGGCGAUGCUGUGGCAGCGGCUGGCUGUGGUGGAGUGGGCGGCCCUGGCCUGGGAGCUUCUGGGCGCCUCAGUGCUGCUCAUCGCCGUGCGCUGGCUGGUCCGGCGGCUGGAGAAGCGACCGCGGGACCUGAACCGUUGCGGGACACUCUCCUCUCCGCCCGGCGCGUCUGAAGCGGGGGCCUCUCCGCAAGGUGAGAUGACAAUGGAUGCCAUGUUGGCUCGACUGAAACUCUUGAAUCCAGAUGACCUUAGAAAAGAAGUUAUGAAAGCUGGAUUGAAAUGUGGACCCAUUACAUCAACAACAAGAUUUAUUUUUGAGAAAAAAUUAGCGCAGGCCUUACUAGAACAAGGUGGAUUGCUGACUUCCUCUCUUCCCAAGCACAGUGAGGUGACUCCCAUGGCAUUUAUUCAGGGCACCUCAAGGACUCCUGCAUCUGUGGAUGGGAAACAAACUCAACAGGCCUGUUUUUCUGAAGACAAAGAUUUUGGUUACAGUGUGGGCUUGAACCCUCCAGAAGAGGAAGCUGUAACAACCAGUGCCCACCCGAUACCCUUCAGUGCCUCUACCAGGAGUGACAACCACAAGGCUGGAGUGACAGCUACUAAGGAGCCACUUCUGUACUAUGGAGUGUGUCCAGUAUAUGAGGAUGGCCUUGUGAGACAUGAUAGGAUCCAUGUCUACGAAGAUAAAAGGGAAGCUUUACAAGCUGUCAAAUUGAUCAAAGGGUCCCGGUUUAAAGCUUUUCCAACAAGAGAAGAUGCUGAGAAAUUUGCUAGAGGGAUAUGUGAUUAUUUACCUUCUCCCAGCAAAACCAUGCCCUUACUGUCUCCUGUGAAGGCAGUGCUCUGUGGCAGUGAUGGGUUGAAAGAUGGCUUGUGCCUGGCUGAAUCAGAAACAGUAAACAAAGAACGAGCAAACAGUUAUAAAAGCCCUCGUACACAGGACCUUACUGCCCAGCUGCGGAAAGCUGUUGAAAAGGGGGAGGAACACACCUUUUCUGAUCUGAUCUGGAGUAAUCCUCGAUAUCUAAUUGGUUCUGGAGACAACCCAACCAUUGUACAAGAAGGAUGUAGGUACAAUGUCAUGCAUGUUGCUGCAAAAGAGAAUCAGGCUUCUAUGUGCCAGCUGACAUUAGAGACUCUGGAGAACCCUGAAUUUAUGCGUCUGAUGUACCCAGAUGAUAACAAGGACAUGCUUCAGAAACGCAUCCUCUACAUUGUCGACCUGUAUCUUAAUACUCCUGACAAAGUGGGCUUUGAUACACCGUUGCAUUUUGCUUGUAAAUUUGGAAAUGUGGAUGUAGUCAAUGUGCUUUCUUCGCACCCUUUGAUUGUUAAAAACCCAAAGAAUAAAUAUGGUAAAACACCUGAAGAUGUAAUUUGUGAAAGAAGCAAAAACAAAUCUGUAGAACUGAAAGAAAGAAUUAGAGAAUACUUAAUGGGUCACUACUAUGUUCCACUGCUGAGAGCAGAAGACACUUCUCCUGUCAUUGGGGAGCUGUGGUCCUCAGACCAGAAAGCUGAAGCCUCUAAUGCUGACCACUGUAGAAGUAGCCCCAGAGAUCCUGUGAUGACACUGAGAGCUUUUGUGGGACCUCUGAGUCCAUCCAAAGCAGAAGAUUUUCGAAAGCUCUGGAAAACUCCACCUCGAAAGAAAGCAGGCUUCUUCCACAGCAUCAGAAAGUCUGACCCAGAACGAGGCAUUGAGAGAGUUGGAAGGGAGCUAGCUCAUGAGCUGGGGUAUCCAUGGGUUGAAUACUGGGAAUUUCUGGGAUGUUUUGUUGAUCUGUCUUCCCAGGAGGGCUUGCAAAGACUAGAAGAAUACCUUUUCCAGAAGGAGUUAAGCAAAAAAGCUCAACAAGAAAUAGAUGAAAAUGAAGGCAGCUUUCAGGAAAGAACCUCAGAUUUGGGCAGUGGAAAGAAGUCCAGCAAUUCCAUCUCCGUGGGAGCCUUUCUAGAUGGGGAUGAUGGCAAUAGCUUGGAAGAAAUUAAAAAUCAGCAAAAUACAGUUCCAAGUCAGAGCCAGCCCACAACGGAUAAAUUCCAAAACUCUAAAAGUGGUUCCCUUCCCUUGGGACAGAAGACGGACCCUGGAGAAGCCUCAGUUGGAUCUUACCCAGAUAACAGCAGAAAUGGGUUUUGUCAUCCUCUGAACAACAGGACUGCAGAUGGAAGGGGACUAGAGGCCACCAAUGGAGAAGAGGCCCUUCCACCACCUGUUUCUAUUUUGACUCGAGAGUUCGAUAAGCUGAAUUUGCAAAGUCUAGGAGAUAGCCUUCUUGAGACACCAAAUAAUAGGAAACUAGAGGUUAAGACACUGGCUUCAAGAAAGGAUGUAGUAGAAAGUGACUUGCUGGGAUCGCCUCCUGCAAUAGCAAGACUUGAAAAUAAGCAAGUCAGGACCAACAGUGAGGUAUCAGAGGCAAUGGCUGAAAUGUCUUUGGGCCCCAAGAGCCCCCAACUUGGGGUUCAAGCUGGUCUACCUGGGUUCUCGUCUGCCACAGUAGAUUUCACCAAGAGGCUCUUCCUGUCUGGAGAGGAACCAUCAAAACUAGAUCGAGAUGUUUUAGCAGCUCUUGAGUGUGUGAAUAUUGACCCUGGUCUGUACCCAGCAGUCCACAGAUGGAAAAGUACCGUCAUGUGCUACUCACCCUCAGACAGACAGAGUUGGCCAAGUCCUGCACUCAGAGGGAAGUUCACAACUGAGCUGGUGGAUCUCGAUUGCUCUCAUAGCUGCUUAGGACGAUGCAGUCCAGCUGGGAGCAGCCCCAGUAAGCCUGGCCACACCACCACCUCCUCUCGCCUGCACAGCCCUGGACGCUACAGUCCAGCACAUGGGAGACACUUCCAAAGAGUGGCACGUGUGGCCCAACUUGCAGCUCUGUAGAGCCAGCCAGUAUGUGCACUCCUGGGAUUCAUUUACUUCUUUGUUUUUAAAAGAGUGAUGUUUUUUGGUUAAAAAUUCCAUGAAAGAAUGUAUUCUGAAUAACUUAAUCCUCACUUUGAGGGUACCUGAAUUCUAGAAAAUACAGUGUUCUGAGUAUAAUUUGAAUGUCUGAUAUUUUGGAAGAAGUUAGUGAAAGGAAACUCAGAUACAAAUUGUUUGAACGUGUAGCUGUAGUGAUGACUUUUCAGGUGGAAACUUCUAGUUUUGUUAUGGAGCAAAGAUGCAAAGGCAAUAGACAAGUGAGGUGUUGCUGCAGUUGGGUGUUAGCAGCAACUCUGCAGCACGUGCAAGCACACCCACUCUUUCUGAAACAGAUGAAUAAUGUGUUGUCUCUUUUUUGGGAGGAGGGACAGCUUUUUGAUAUGCAAUGACAAAACUAUGUGUUUGUCACUUCAUCCUAGUUGUUUCAACUGUGAGAAAGCAGGUGGCAGAGAAGCAGAUGGGCCUUGAUUAUCUCAGACUUCAGUAACAAUGCUCAAAACACUGCCAGAAGAUGGGGUGGGGGGAGUUAAAGCCAUUGAGAAUCAUGCCAGUAAUCACAGAAAACUCACCAGCAAUAACUAAAAACAAAAUUAUUUCUUGGUACUUGUCAGUGUAAUAAGUAAUUUAGAUAAGUAAUCUAGAAGUUGUUCCUAGUCUUAAAAUUUAUCCUGAGAUUGCACUGAGCAUGAAUACAUGACAGAUGUAUCCCAUAUUUUAGAAAUUAUUUGAACAUUACACUAGAGUUUAGCACUUGAGAUCUGAGUUCAUUUCAGUGGACUGUGGUGUUUACUUUUGUCUAUCCCAAGAGAUGUGUACAAAGUGGCACUGCACACCCUAAGGCACCAACUUAAAACCACCUUGCUGAAGCUGGUCCUGGCACAGCUACGUGUACAAAGCCAGUAGUGUUGUAUAGAUACUUGCAGUCCUUAAUCCCGAUACAAAACUAUACCACUGAUCCUGCCAACUUCAGUGCCUUUAGUGAGUCAUUUUUUAAUUUUUUCAAAUUUAGAUUUUUGAGAUCACAUAGUGCCAAAAUAGUGUUAGAUAAUUUUUUGUUGAUAAAAAUGUUGAACAGGCGUGCCUUUAACCCCAGCACUCAUUAGGCAGAAGCAGGGGGUUCUCUGUGAGUUUGAGGCCUGCCUGGUCUAAAUAGUUCCAAGACAGCCAGAACUUCACAGAGAAUCUUGUCUCAAAAAAUAAAAAUAAACCAAAAUAAUAAUAAAGUAAAAAUUGUGAGUUCAAAUGUUUGGGUCUUUUUUAGAGCUUACUUUAAUGUGGUAAGAAAUAUCAGAAUUGAGAUUUUUGGACUUUGGAAUCAGUUUUUCAUUCCCCUUAUAAGCAGUUGAGCUCUAAGUACAAGACGACCAAUAAAGUGACCUGGAAACAAUCCCAAAGGGAAUCUGUUCUCAAAAGAAACCGCAACCCACACAUUAUGUUCAGCUAUGAUCUUCUGUUCUCUAAAGUCUGAUUGUCCUGUGGGGUUGUUUUUGUUGUUGUUUUUCCAUACUCAAAAACUUUAAGUACUAGUUUAAACCUAAUUUUUUAAACUCUUUUCUCUCUCUCUCUCUCUCUCUCUCUCUCUCUCUCUCUCUCUCUCUCUCUCUCUCUCUAACUUAUUUCUUAAUGACAUUUACUUACGACAACUUUUGGAAGUCAGUUCUUAUGCCAUGUAGUUCUCAGGGAUCCAACUCAGGUCACUGGAAUUGAGGUUUACCUGCUGGUCCAUUUUAACUUUAAGCCACCUUUGGACUAUUUUCCCACUAGUGUGAAGGGUACAUGAUGCCUGUUAGUAACACCUGAUGAUUGUAUGUCAUAAACGCUGUUUAAUUGAUCUUUCUCAAAGUGUUGUGUAGGAAAUGAUUCCUUAACUUGUUAUCUGGACAGAAUCCCCUUAGUAAAACUGUAAACAAUAUUUCCAUUAAAAAGUACAUUGAGUAUCA
Messenger RNA from Arvicanthis niloticus (Nile rat), 5083 nucleotides. The record is from RefSeq and is a predicted model, not a curated record. Lineage: Eukaryota; Metazoa; Chordata; Mammalia; Rodentia; Muridae.